Messenger RNA from Pteronotus mesoamericanus, 2037 nucleotides. Its product is annotated as peroxisomal succinyl-coenzyme A thioesterase-like. Gene Ontology annotation, biological process: acyl-CoA metabolic process; fatty acid metabolic process. Gene Ontology annotation, molecular function: fatty acyl-CoA hydrolase activity. The transcript is spliced from 3 exons. The record is from RefSeq and is a predicted model, not a curated record. Bases 198 to 1589 code for a protein of 463 amino acids. Gene Ontology annotation, cellular component: peroxisome. NCBI's taxonomy places the organism in Eukaryota, Metazoa, Chordata, Mammalia, Chiroptera, Mormoopidae.
AAUUCAGGGGUGUCCGUUCGCUUUUGCUACUGAUUGGCAGGACUCUGCCCUCUAAACUCAACUUAGCCGGCUGCUCUGCCCUGUCGGGCUCUUAGCCUGCAGUUGUGCGGCCUACCAUUAGAGGCUCUCCAACCAGUUCUAACUUUCUCCACAGCCCUGUGCAGCUGAUCCGAAUUCUGAAAUCCAGUCGCAACACGAUGGCCUCAUCUCCCGCUGUCCUGCGAGCGUCCGGACUCUGCCAAUGGUGCCCGAGGAGCUGGGCGCUGCUGCCGAGUUCUCCAAAGGUGAGGCCAGUUAGCCUGGUCUCUUGGGCUCCUGCCCGGACGACGGCGACGAUGACCGUGGAGCCAGCGAGCCGCUGCCUCUGGGACGAGCCCGUGCGCAUCAUCGUGCGCGGCCUGGCCCCGCAGCAGCCGGUCACGCUGCGAGCGUCCCUGCGCGACGAGAAGGGCGUGCUCUUCCGCGCCCACGCGCGCUACUGCGCCGACGCCGGCGGCGAGGUGGACCUGUCGCGGGCGCCGGCCCUGGGCGGCAGCUUCGCGGGGCUCGAGCCCAUGGGGCUCCUGUGGGCCCUGGAGCCCGAGAAGCCUUUCUGGCGGUUUCUGAAGCGGGACGUGCAGACGCCCUUCGUCGUGGACCUGGAGGUGCUGGACGGCCACGAGCCCGAGGGAGGACACCUCCUAGGCCAGGUCGUGCACGAGCGCGACUUCCUUGCACCCGGGGUGCGGCGGCAGCCGGUGCGCGCGGGCCGGGUGCGCGCCACGCUCUUCCUGCCGCCAGGACCUGGACCUUUCCCAGGGAUCAUUGAUCUCUUUGGUACUGGAGGGGGCCUGUUGGAAUAUCGAGCCAGCCUUCUGGCUGGCCAUGGCUUUGCCACAUUGGCUCUAGCUUACUAUGGCUUUGAAGAUCUCCCCAAGGAUGCUGACAACAUAAAUAUGGACUACUUUGAAGAGGCCCUGUGCUACAUGCUUCAACACUCCCAGGUAAAGGGCCCAGGCAUUGGCCUUGUAGGCACCUCUUUAGGGGCUAGUAUUUGUCUCUCCAUGGCCUCAUUUUUGAAGAACAUCUCAGCUACAGUUUCCAUCAAUGGAUCUGGGUUUAGUGGAAACACAACCAUACGUUACAAGGAGACUUGCAUCCCACCACUGGGCUACGACCUGAGGAGAAUCAAGAUAUCUUUCUCAGGCGCCCUGGACAUUGUGGAUAUAGGGAAUGAUACUGUAGGAGGGUAUGAAAACCCCUGCAUGAUUCCGAUAGAGAAGGCCCAGGGACCUAUCCUCUUCAUUGUUGGUCAGGAUGAUCAUAACUGGAGGAGUGAGUUGUAUGCCCAAAUAGCCUCUGAACGGUUACAGGCCCAUGGAAAGGAAAAACCCCAGAUCAUCUCUUACUCUGGGACUGGGCAUUAUAUAGAGCCUCCUUACUUCCCCAUGUGCCCAGCUUCCCUGCACGUAUUAGUAAAAAAGCCUGUGAUCUGGGGUGGGGAGCCCAGGGCUCAUUCUAGGGCCCAGGUAGAUGCUUGGAAGCAAAUUCUGACCUUCUUCUGCACACAUCAUGCAGGUGCCCAGAAGGGAGAUUCUCCCAAGUUGUAAUGCAUUAGUCUAUAGUUGACAUGAGAGGUACAAGGUCAGAUUCUAGUGUUUACUAAUCUUAUGUAAAUGAGUUUCCCCUGAAUAAUAUCAAAUUCAUAUCAUUGGUAUUAAUGAUAUAUUUUAGGUAACUUGUUUCUUUUAAGAUGUUAUUCCUUUUUAGAGGGGAAGGGAUGGAGAAAGACAUCAAUGUGUGGUUGCCUCUCAAGUGCCCCCUACUGGGGACCUGGCCUGCAACCCAGGCAUGUGCCCUGACUGGGAAUUGAAGUGGUGGCCCUUUGGUUCACAGGCUGGCACUCAAUCCACUGAGCCACACCAGUCAGAGCUAUUUUAGGUAACUUUUAUGAAUAAGUUAUUUUUUCACUGAUUUCACUAAUGUAACCCAUGGCUGUUGUAGAAGAUUCCAUUAAAUGUGGACAACAAAAAAGUAAAAAGCAUCCUCAGUGUUAAA